GGUUAUGGAUAGGGGGCACCCGGAAGGAAACCUGACGGCCGACAACUGGAGGUCCGUCCUGGUGGGUCUCUGCCGGGUGUACAAGGAGAUUCUCCGGAAAAAUCCUGGCCCUGCGCCAACUGUCCGCGAUGCUGGUCUCUACCAAGGCCGCAUCAAAUUAGUUUCCUGCGCUGAUGAACGGUCGGCGCGACUUUAUAAGGAAGCAAUUUCUUCUCUUGGGGAACUGUGGCCCAGCGCUGACUUGGUGGCAGUGCACAGGGAUGAAAUCCCUUGUAAGCCGCGAGCCAGAGCCUGGGUCCCAGAGGAACCCUCGAGUCCUGAGGAGAUUCUGGAUAUUAUCCAGGUCUCAAAUGAUGCACUACCGGCCCUUGAUUGGAAAGUAGUGAAGGUCAGCGAGGUUAGGGAGCAGCAGCGUUACAUCACCUUGGUGAUAAACGAGGAGUCUCUCCCGAUCCUUGCUGACUGUAAGGGAGUAAUUAGCUACGGCUUUUACUCCAUUACCCUCAAAACCCAAAAAGGGAAUGAGGGUAAAAUGAUAGAGCCGGGGAACACCGAGGGUGAACCCGAGGCUGGCAAUCUUCCGCCUAAAGGCGGCCCUAUAUCUGGAGCAGAAAACGCCUUGAGCGGUCCUGCUUCUAACCAAGAGGUCCAGGAGGUUCUCGAGGCCACUUGCCCGGUGGUGAGGUCAGACUCGGCAGCGGAAACAGAUAGCGAUACGCAAUCUGUUUCUGGUGACGGAUCGGUACUUAACCGGUGGACGAGGGAGUUCGGGAACCUGCUUCUGACGUCGGACUCAGAGGACGCCGAUGAUACCAUCGUUGAGGCGUUCGAUAGAACCCCGCCAGAAGUGAUGGACGGGGACGAUAUUUUAUAAGCUGUGGAUGAAGGUUCUACAAAUAAACCUUCAUCACUCUAAAGCAGCUUCUGCAGCUCUGCUCCUGCACCUCAGUGAUAGAGGGGAGGAGCUAGUGUUUGUCCAAGAGCCCUGGGUUGUUAAGCACAGGGUUUGUGGACUUAAUUCUGAUGCUUACCGCAUAGUGUCGGCACCUGUGGCAGUUCAGCGAUGAAGAUACGGUGAGCAUCUCUGUGGAAAGCCAAUUCACAACACUCUGGCUGGUCAGUACAUACAUGGCCUACGAUCGCCAAGACUGCCCUCCCGCUCGGUUACUGGACGUGGUGAAAGAGGCCAACUCGAGGAAGUUUCCCAUAGUCAUAGGAGCCGAUGCGAAUGCGCAUCACGCGGUAUGGGGAUCUACCGACAUCAACCCGAGGGGUGAGUUGUUACUUGAUUUUAUAUUAUUAUAUAAUCUAGCCAUCUGUAAUAUUGGUGAUAAACCCACUUUUGUAACCUCAAAUAGGAAGGAGGUAUUAGAUAUUACCUUAUCGUCUAGCGCUUUCUUUGAGAGUAUUAGGGAGUGGAAGGUACUGAGCGACCAUUCAUUCUCUGAUCACAUGUAUCUC
Rhagoletis pomonella (apple maggot) is the source of this 1461-nucleotide messenger RNA. RefSeq lists its product as uncharacterized. The transcript is spliced from 2 exons. Bases 5 to 874 code for a protein of 289 amino acids. NCBI's taxonomy places the organism in Eukaryota, Metazoa, Arthropoda, Insecta, Diptera, Tephritidae. The record is from RefSeq and is a predicted model, not a curated record.